Carassius auratus (goldfish) is the source of this 1276-nucleotide messenger RNA. RefSeq lists its product as uncharacterized. The record is from RefSeq and is a predicted model, not a curated record. Bases 207 to 1067 code for a protein of 286 amino acids. Lineage: Eukaryota; Metazoa; Chordata; Actinopteri; Cypriniformes; Cyprinidae. The transcript is spliced from 9 exons.
UUGUUGUAACUUGGUAACAGUUCAUGGCCUCAUGUUAGUACAUUGAAGAAAAAAAAAAAAAAAAGAGUUUCACAUCCUCUACCUGUAGGUGAGUAUCUGCGCAUGCUCCAGCUCUUGUGUUGGGUGUGUGUAACACCAUAAAUACCCCAGUCAGGUGCAAAGAGCCUUUUAUGCAAGUAUCCUUGUGUGUGUGUGGGGACUAAAAGAUGAAGGUCUUACUGUACGUGUGUUUUAUUUUGUUUGUUACUGAUGAAGCAACUGGACAGACAACGAACCCUGCCUGUGAUAAAGUUAAUAACUUUGACGAAUGUUUGAAUAAUGGGGGGCUCUGUGAUGAGAAUAAGAGCAGAUGUACCUGUUUCGAUGGACAACCAUUCUGUCGGUGCAACAGUCAAAAGGGUGAGUUUUACACUGAUGAAAACUGCACUCAGAGAUGGACAGUAGUGACCUUUGCCCUGGUGGCAUCUCUGCCUGGUCUUACACUCGCUGUGCUGGUGGGGGUGAUCGUUUACAUGAUAAUGGUAUCAUCAGACAAGAGCCACACAGGUGAAGGAAAGACGGCACCCAAGACAUCCUCUAAAGGGCAGGACAUGUUCCCUGGAAUUGCUUUUUCUUCUGAUAUUAAUGGUCGGCCUCCCCCAAACAUGAGACCUGUGCAAGAAGAUCAUGUUCUGAAAGCCAUGCCCAACCGCCCGUAUAGUUCAUCCAGCAGUGUGCAUCCAUCUGUUAACAGCAUGACUGAUGGACGACACCGUGAGCCGAACAGUGUGUACAAUGGCAUGCGUGACCCUCCUAUGGGAGGUCCUGUGCAGCCUUACAGCAAUGGCGCAGUUCGGGGUCAGAUUGUUAGCAACCCUUAUGCUAGAGAUUCACCCAGCCGAAACCCCUAUAAAGAACACGGCUCUUCUGCAGACUACCACAGUGAUUACAGACAGCAUGCCCUUUCACACACAUAUGAAGACCUGAAACCGAACCAGCCCUAUUCUCCUGCUCCACUCUUUGCUUCCUCUGAACACGGAAACCUCCGCAAUGGAUUUCCACGACCCCAGUUAAAUCUACAAUACUAGAACCCUUUUCUUUCAUUAUCAGAACGGAUCCAUUUUGUAAUUAUUUGAUGGGUUAAAAAUAUAUUUUGUUGCUUAAGUUCUUUAAUUAUUGCCUGAUGAUAAAAAAAAACGAACGUAGUGAUGCUAAUUUGUGCUUACUUGUGUAGUAUAAUACUGGUAUUCAUGUUUAUAUGUCCUGUAAUAUAAGUUUGAAAUGUACAUUGGGGCAC